AUGGCGGCAGCGGCGGGGGCCCCCGGGCGGCCCUGCCCCUUCUCCAUCGAGCACAUCCUCUCCAGCCUGCCCGAGCGGAGCCUCCCGGCCCGGGCCGCCUGCCCACCGCAGCCCGCCGGUGGCCAGAGCCCCACCGAACCAGAGGAGCCCGGGGCGCCAGAGGCUGCGCCCUGCGCCUGCUGUUGCUGCUGCAGCCCCCGCGCGGGGCCCUGCGGGUCCCCAGAGGCGGCAGCCGGGCUGAACGCUCGUCUGGCGUGGCCGCUGAGGCUGGGACCCGCGGUGCCCUUGUCCCUGGGUGCGCCAGCUGGAGGUUCCCGGGCGCUCCCGGGCCCGGUCGGCCCGGGUUCGCAGCGGCGCACGCGGCGCCACCGCACCAUCUUCAGCGAGGAGCAGUUGCAGGCGCUCGAGGCGCUCUUCGUGCAGAACCAGUAUCCUGACGUGAGCACGCGCGAGCGCCUGGCCGGCCGCAUCCGCCUUCGCGAGGAGCGCGUGGAGGUCUGGUUCAAGAACCGCCGGGCCAAAUGGCGACACCAGAAGCGCGCGUCGGCUUCCGCGAGGCUCCUGCCCGGCGUCAAGAAGUCCUCCAAGGGGAGCUGCUGAUGACUCUAGGAGCUGCCCCUGGGCUCGGCCACCCUUUUUGGGGUCUUUGGAGUUGGCCCUGGGAGAAGACAGAUCUACCCGAAAAGGAACUGGGAGAGUAUACCCGUCUGCUCCGCCCGUCUCCACAGCCCUUGCUUCCUGCAGCUUGUACCCUAAAGACAGCUGUACCCUAAACACUCCUCGCUGGGAAGGAAGGACCCCAGCCCAGGGCCCCUGGUGCAUGGUGUUCCACGGUAGUGGGAGUGGGGAGUCCCUUGGGGGGUGGGCUGGGGCAUAGAGCAGCUUCCUCACCCCCUCAUCACCCCAGGAGACACUAACUCCACCCCAGGAGGAGAACCACUCCGUAUCAACACUGGACCCAGAAUCCUCCGCAGCGGAGCCUCUCUCCGCACCCUGGGACAUGCUGGCCUCCCUCUUCUCAAUGUGAACAUUGACCCAACUUGACCUGGCCCGCCCUCCCGCAGCGGGAAGCGGGGUGGGGUUCGUGUCUGUACAGUCCUGGGGUUGCAGGCUUCCCAGGCCCUGGGCUGACUCUUGGUAUCUGGACCUGUAGGAUAAGAAGGUCGCAGGAGCGAUUCCAGGAGCCCCUCCCCAGUCCCUUCACCUUCACCUUCGAGCCUCGCGCUGAUACUGAGAAACAAGCAACUUCAGAUACCACAGAAGCCGCCCAGAGUCUAAAGUCCACCUUGGCUCCACCCUCACAACCAACAAGGAGCUGUCCCUUCUUCCUUCCUUCGCAGCGAGGGGAGUUUAGGGUACAGCUGUCUUUGAGAGGAGCACAGCUUUGCGAGGCCUCAGUCUCUGCACCAGGGUGCUCCCCAGCAGAGGAGACUGCUCCAUGGAUGGUGGCCUUGGGCCCCUGGGGUCCAGCCCUGGCCUCUGGGCUACUGUGAACCUGCCCAUGGGUGGGGGUCCCCUGCUUCCUCCUGGGGUUUUCAUGCUGUGGGGUCGGCCUCCCUCACAGCAAUCUCUGCCAUCCUAGGGUAGGGCAAAAGGAGAUUGGAUUGGGGAGACCCCACCCCUGCUGCCUAGGAAGAUGCCUGCCUUCCCCUUCUUUGUCCUGGCCCAUGGCAAAAGGCACCCUGCGAAGAAGCCUUCGAUUCUCCAAGUAGGCCCUACAGUGGGUCCAAAGCAUCUCACAUCCCCUUCAGCUGGCUUGAGCACCUCGCUCUGUCACCUUACAGGCCGUGCAGGAAACGGGGCAGUUCUCCCUGCAGGAAACGAAAUCCAUCUCUAAAAGCAGGACUGCAGAAGCCAGGGCUGCAGCUCCUCGGACACCCCAAGGCUGGCCAGCUUGGAUAACACCAAUCAAGCAUGGUGUCCCCAGUCAGAACUGCCCUGACACUGCUGGGUGUCCCUAGCAUUCCCGCCUCCACCCCUAGCAUGCACACUGCUGGUUGUCACAAAACCCUUCUCCCUGAACCCUGGUCUUGCCCUCGGGGACUGAACAGACGACCUGUGGACAUGCCCGUGUCCUGGUCAGCUCCCUUGCAGGUGGGGACACUCCCAUCUGGCGGGUUCCAGGCCCCUCGCACUCCUUGGUUGAAUGGCCAUCUGUCAUUGUGUCGGGAGCCCUGAUCAGAGCUUGUGGAGCGCCACCUUCCAGGGCUCAGUGGCUGUGUUGCUCUCCUGAAUUUGCUCCUUGAGCUCUAGCUGCUCCUUGGCAGGCUGACCCCCCUCCAGCAGGCUGUUAACAUAGGCAUCCUUCAGGCUCACACCCAGGCGCUCACUUCUCAUCUUCACCCUCUCCCCGGUUUAUCUUUUACCCUCGGACUCCAGUUCCCAUCUUUCUGCCACAUUUACAUCUCAAGCUCAGGCCCUUCCCCUGAGCCAGGUAUUUAUCUCCAGCUGUCUGCUUGAAGCCCACAGACUCCUUAAGGUCACCUUGUCCACAGUGAGCUCUUCUGUGCAAACCAGGCACAUGAGCCAAAGAGCCAGCAGUCACUGGACCCCUCCUUCUCCUGAUCAUCCACUAUACCCAGGCUGACAGGAAGUCAAUUUUACUGUUUAUCAAUAAAUUCCAGAAUCUCUUCA
Messenger RNA from Macaca mulatta (Rhesus monkey), 2634 nucleotides. RefSeq names its product goosecoid homeobox 2 (gene GSC2). Gene Ontology annotation, cellular component: nucleus. Lineage: Eukaryota; Metazoa; Chordata; Mammalia; Primates; Cercopithecidae. The record is from RefSeq and is a predicted model, not a curated record. Gene Ontology annotation, molecular function: RNA polymerase II cis-regulatory region sequence-specific DNA binding; DNA-binding transcription factor activity, RNA polymerase II-specific. Gene Ontology annotation, biological process: regulation of transcription by RNA polymerase II.